Phragmites australis (common reed) is the source of this 505-nucleotide messenger RNA. RefSeq lists its product as uncharacterized. The transcript has a single exon. The record is from RefSeq and is a predicted model, not a curated record. Lineage: Eukaryota; Viridiplantae; Streptophyta; Magnoliopsida; Poales; Poaceae. Bases 98 to 331 code for a protein of 77 amino acids.
CCUGCGCCGCGUGGUUAACAACGCAGCCAAGCGGCAAAGAGCUAGCACAAGAAACUUCUUUUGAGUGCGUAGAGCGAGGAGAGCUAAGAGGGCAGGAAUGGCCGGCGUGGUUGGUGUCUGGUUGGGGGAGUUCGCCAAGGUUGGCCGGCCGGAGGCGGCGCGGGCAGCCGGUGCGGAAGCGGGCCGGCGCCAUCAGGGUGAUGAUGGCAUUCGUGUGGUUGAGACCAGGCAGAAGGGUGGUGUCCAGGAGAAGAGGAGGCGGAACAGCGGCGUGCUCGCCGAAUCCGAGGCCGUGGUGUGCAUGCUCAUGGACCGCUUCGCCCCUGCGUGACGCGCCGGCCGGAGAGCCGGUGUGGUGUUAGUACGUACGUACAGAGCAGGCACGGUGCAUACAUGACCCAAGUGUAUUCUGUGCUGUAAGUCUGUGACACUGUGUAUAGUCGUGUUAAUUGUAUCUUACGGGUUUAUGUCUUUGAAGUGAAUAAUUCUUUGGUUAGUAUUCCAA